UAUUUAUGUUAUUUUUUAAAUAAUAAUACUUUAGUUUAAAAUUAUGCAUAUUAAUUUGUUGAAAAAUUAUGGUUGUCUAAAGUUGAUUUUAAAAAUUAUGCAUAUUUGUUGAAAGAUUAUAAUUGUCCAGUGAUUCCAGUCGUUAACUAACAGUACCAUUAUUAGUAGACUUCAGGACUUCUGCCCAGAAUAAUUAAAUUUUUUAGUUUUUUGCAUUUUGGUGUAGUUUCUUUUACCUUAUUCACCUCUAUUUAUUGAAACAUAGAACAGGAAUUUAUAUAUUUCAUCAAUUGUUUACAGUUUUCAAUGGACGCCUUGUUUCUUCCUGGAAUCGUGCCUUCAGUUUUCUAACUCCAUUUGGCAACUAUCCAAAUUAUUUUAUCUAACUUCCAUCAUAUAUUAUUACCAUUCAGAUCUGAUAAUCUCAAGACCAUAUAAAGAGUAAAGGUACAUUCAUCUCCAUUUCUAGCCAUGGCAGAUGAGACUCUUACAAGUCAUGAAAUACCAGUGGCAAAGCUGUCUGAAGAAGCUCAAGCCAAUGGAGUCCCUAUCAAGGUAAUAGAAGAAGACAUUGCUAGCAAAGCUGAAGAAACAAAGGUCGAUAAAGAGUCGUUCGACUGUGAGGAAAAAUCACCUGCGGUCGAGCACACGAAAACCGAUCCCGAGCCCACGAGGGAGCUUCUGGAAUCACAGGAAAAGAUCAAUGAGCUCGAAAAUGAGCUGAAGAGAAUUUCUCACGCAGCAAAGGAGGCCGAAUCGAAAAACACCUGUCUCAACGAUGAACUCCUGCAGACGAAAGAGAAGCUUCUAGAAUCCGCGAAGAAGCACGAAGAGCUCGAGCUCAGCCACAAAAACCUGCUCGAGAAAUUCACAGAAGCUGAAGAAAGGUACAACAAGAUUCUGCAGGAGUCGUUGCAAGCUCAAGAAGAGAAACACAAAGAGUUGGCCGAUGUGAAAGAGUCGUUUGACCGUUUGACCCUUGAGCUCGAGUCCUCGGCCGAGAAGAUUCAAGCGCUUAAGCUGGAAUUGCGAAGUUCUUCAGGAGAAGCUCGGAAAUAUGAGGAGCUGCAUAAGCAAAGCGGUUUGGAUGCCGAGGCCGAGACGAAAAGGGCAUUGGAACUCAAACAAUUGCUUGACGUGGCAAAAUCGAGCGCCAAAGAUAUGGAUGACCAAAUGGCUUUGUUAAAAGAUGAGGUCAAAGGCUUGUACGACAAAAUCGCAGAAAAUCAGGGAGUCGAGGAGAAGCUGAAAAGCGUUUCUCUCGAGCUCAACAAUGCUCGUGUAGAGUUAGAAGGCUCGAAAACACAUGCAGAGGAAGUCGAGCAGAGGCUGGCUUCGAAAGAGGCGCUUUUAAGUGAGUUGACCCAAGAAUUGGAAGUCAUGAAAGCUGCCGAGUCAAAGUCCAAUGACGACGUUGAGUCACUCGAAAAUCUGUUGGAAGAUGUAAAGGCCAAGCUGAAGGAAGAAGUUGAUGCAAAGGAAAGAGCUGAAGAGUUUUUGAAACACGAGGAAAAUAAGAUGAAAAUAGCACAGGAAGAUUUGGAAAGAGUUGUUAAAGAAAAACUGGAACUGGAAAAUGCCAUGUCCGAUUUAACAAACAAGGUAGGGGAAUUGGAAUUACUUCUCGAAACCGAAAAAAACAGGACUAAAGAGCUCGAGGAGCAAAUAAGCUUGCUAGAGAAAAACCGAGAGAAUUUGGAGGCGGAAUUUACUAAAGCCAGUCAGAAGGCUUUCGAACUCGAAGCCGAGCUCGAGGCCACCCGAUCAAAAGCAUUGGGUUUGGAGAGUGCUUUGCAAGCAUCAUCAGAAAAGGAAAAAGAAAAUAAAGAAUUCUUGGAUUCAGCUACUAAGGAGAACAAUAGUCUUAAGGAAUUAUCGAGAGCCUCGGAUGAAAAGCUGUCCGAGUUGCAAAAUCAACUCAGCGCCUUGCAAAAAGAAUACCAAGUUGCACUGGACAAGUCGGGGAACACUGAGAAUGAGCUUGAGGUCAGUAGGCAAAAUGAAAAUCAACUUAAGGAUAGGCUCAAUGAAGCCGAGAAGUUUAGAGAGCUUUUGAGCGAAGAGACUGCAAAAUUCAAGUUGGCUAACGAAUCACUCGAGUCCGAGAAGGAUCAUACGAUCGAGGAAUUGAAUACUGCAAAAGAACAAAUAGAAGAGUUGACCCAUAAGCUUGCUUCUGAAGGCCAAAAGCUACAGUCUCAAAUAUUGUCUGUAAUGGAAGAGAACAAUUUGCUCAACAUGACAUUCCAAAGUUCCAAGAAUGAUCUUCAAGCUAUGAUAGUAAAUCUUGAAGAGCAGUUGAAAGAACAAAAGUUGAAUGAAGAUGCACUGAAAUCUAAGAUAGAAAUCUUAAAUGCUGAGAUCGCCGGGAAAGCCGAAUUGGAGGAGAAUCAUCUGAAGGAGAUCAAAGAACAGUUGGCAACUGCAGAAGCUUGUUCUAGAGAAGAGAAGGAACUGGGCUCCGAAAAGUACCUGGAACGAGAAGUGGAUUUGAACCAUUCGGUUGAAGAGCUUGAAACUAAGAGAAAAGAGAUGCUUCUUUUAGAAAACCAAGUGAAAGAUCUUGAACAGAAGUUGCAGCUUGCUGAUGCUAAGUUCAAAGAAAAGGACAUUGGAGGAGGUCCCUCAGAACAAAAGGAUGCAACAUUAAAACCUCGAGAAAUCGAUUUAUCUUCAACUCCUCUCAAGAAAAAGAGCAUGAAAAAGGCAGAGGCAAACACAAAGGUUCAUACUCCUGAGGAAUCUCUAGCUAUCAACUUUAAGUUCAUACUGACUGUGGCACUUGUGUCCAUUAUCAUUGGUGUUAUUCUUGGGAAAAGGUACUGAGAUGAUGUGGUGUUCGGGUUUGGUUACUUUGUGCCUUUUUAAGUUUGAGGGCCUUUUUUUUUUUUGGUUUUUAUCCAAAUUGUGUUUUGGUUUGACACCCGACUUUGUUUAUAUAGUUUGAAAAGAAAUUACAGAAAAAAGGAGACAAUAUAUAUAUUUUUUUUUUGGCUG
Molecule: messenger RNA, 2997 nt
Organism: Striga asiatica
Lineage: Eukaryota; Viridiplantae; Streptophyta; Magnoliopsida; Lamiales; Orobanchaceae
Source: the annotation of a GenBank genome assembly